AUGGCACAUUCUCAGGCACCAGCCACUUCCGAUCGAAGAACUUUCGGUGAUCCCUGCAAGCCGCGAAGGAUAAUGCAGAUCAUGUUGGAAGCAGCACGUCUUGACCUUGGCACUGCCCUGAGGCCAUCAGCCAGCCAGCAGAAUGGACAGAAACGAUUCCUUUUGAAGUCAUCAGUAAACGUCAUGGUAUCGCCCAGCUGGCUCGGUUCUGCUACGGUAGGGACCCUACUGCGCGUUAUUAUACAAAUUGUCAUGUUUUGGUGUGCUUCGAGCGAGGUGUGCAAUCUGCUAUGGCGUCACCGUUCCCGUAUUAGGUGGCCUGCAGAGAGGGUCCAUCGCUGGUCCUCUCUUAGCAUGUAUGCGAGUAUGCCAUCGCACGGUAUUCUUGCAGCCCUCGGCCAACAGGAGUCGGUUUCGCGAGCAUAUGCGUCACAAAUACACGAGGACAUUACAGUACAUUCAUUACCGUUGGGGGCCAGUAUUGAUAACAUCAUACAUACAGUACAGCCACCAAAGAUCAGCAUGGUCACAGAGCGGUAUGCAAACCAGAUCGACUUCUGA
Messenger RNA from Penicillium oxalicum, 561 nucleotides. RefSeq lists its product as uncharacterized. The coding region runs from base 1 to 561 and encodes 186 amino acids. The record is from RefSeq and is a predicted model, not a curated record. The transcript is spliced from 2 exons. NCBI's taxonomy places the organism in Eukaryota, Fungi, Ascomycota, Eurotiomycetes, Eurotiales, Aspergillaceae.